Molecule: messenger RNA, 546 nt
Organism: Fonsecaea erecta
Lineage: Eukaryota; Fungi; Ascomycota; Eurotiomycetes; Chaetothyriales; Herpotrichiellaceae
Exons: 1
Coding region: 1-546 (181 amino acids)
Molecular function (GO): acyltransferase activity, transferring groups other than amino-acyl groups
Source: RefSeq, a predicted model, not a curated record
AUGGCCGAAACAGGAGCAAGCUUUUCCAUAAACCCCGUGCGACUUCCGAGCGACUUGUCAGAUACUACUGCUCUCUUCUAUGCCUAUGCUAGGUCCUUGGGCUUUGACCUAUCUUUCCAAAAUUUUGACAAUGAAAUGGCAGGGAUGCCGGGGAAAUAUUCUCCUCCACAAGGAGAAUUACUCUUAGCCAGGAAUGACGCUGGGGGUGCUAUCGGGUGUGUCGGACUGCGGCCUCUCCCUUCUACGGUAGCAGGAGGUAAGGUCUGCGAGAUGAAGCGCCUCUACGUUACGCCAGCAGGGCGAGGGACCGGAGUCGGCAAAGCCCUGGCCUCUGCCAUCAUCGCUGUAGCAGAGAAGCUCGAGUACGACGAAAUGAGGCUGGAUACCCUGCCGAGUAUGACCACGGCGUUAAGGAUGUACCGCAACUUCGGGUUCGAAAACAUUGCCGCAUAUUAUGAGACUCCUCUAGAAGGGACUCAUUUCCUCAGCUUGAAACUGCCAAGACAGGCAAAAGAACGACCCUGGUCCGGAAGCAGGAACUGUUGA